GCGAUUUUUGCCAGUGUUUAUUUACGCUUCAUUCUAUAAAGACGUGGCAAUGUCGAAAGAUAUACAAGGAACUACCGUGGUAGUGACCGGCGGCGCGAGCGGCAUCGGUCUCGCGAUCGCCGACGCGUUCCUCCAGCACGGCGCCCACCGCCUCAUCCUCCUCGACCUCAACGCCCAGCAGGCGGACCAAGCUGCCGCAACUCUAAACGCCAAGCACGGAAACAAGGCUACGUUCAUUCAAUGUGACGUCACUAAAGACUUGGACAAAGUUACGAAAGUAAUUUUAGACACGUACAAAAGAGUAGACGUCUUGGUGAACAGUGCUGGUAUUGUAAACGAAAGGAAUCCGAGGAAGGUGAUCGAAAUAAACCUAACAGCGAUCAUAGAGUGGUCACUGAAAUACUUGGAAAUUAUGAGGACUGACCGUGGUGGAAAAGGCGGCACUAUAAUAAACAUGUCGUCAAUAUACGGUUUUAUGGUGGAUCCAUAUUUAACUGCUUAUAAAGCUUCCAAAUUUGGAGUCCUUGGUUUUACGAAGAGUAAAGGGCAUAUGUAUAAUUUCAAGAAAACAGGCGUGAGAAUUUUUGCUAUCUGUCCAGGAAUUACGUCAACGAAUCUUGUCACUGAUUACAAAACUUGGGAAGCUGAGGAGAAUCAAGAGGACUUUGUAGCAAUGUUCAAUGGGAUGCCUUGGCAGGACGCGAACAGGGUCGGAGAGGGAACUGUAGACGUGUUUCAGAAGGCUAAUAGUGGAACAGCUUGGUUAAUUCAAGGCGAAGAACCCAUUUCUGAAGUGUAAAGUUGUUUUUCGU
This is a messenger RNA of Cydia fagiglandana, 812 nucleotides long. Its product is annotated as 15-hydroxyprostaglandin dehydrogenase [NAD(+)]-like. Bases 50 to 799 code for a protein of 249 amino acids. The transcript has a single exon. The record is from RefSeq and is a predicted model, not a curated record. Gene Ontology annotation, cellular component: cytoplasm. Gene Ontology annotation, molecular function: oxidoreductase activity, acting on the CH-OH group of donors, NAD or NADP as acceptor. Lineage: Eukaryota; Metazoa; Arthropoda; Insecta; Lepidoptera; Tortricidae.